AUGUUUGUCUACCUGAGUAAAAAGAUUGCAAUACCAAACAAUGUAAAGCUGAAUUGCAUUGCAUGGAACAAGGAGGAUGGCUACAUUGCAGUUGCCGGCACAGAGGGCUUGCUCAAGGUGCUCAAAUUGGACCAAGCUGCCAAUAAUGGACAGAACAAAGGUGGCCUCGCUGCCGUUUCCAAUCUGUCGAUGAAUCAAACGUUGGAUGGCCACAAGGAGUCUGUCAAGGUGGUCACAUGGAACGAUGCACAGCAGAAGUUGACAUCUUCGGAUACAGAUGGCGUUAUUAUGGUUUGGAUGCUGUACAAGAGCGCCUGGUAUGAGGAGAUGACCAACGAUCGCAAGAAAUCCACAGUAGCCGGCAUGAGUUGGACUUCGGAUGGUGCCAAGAUCUGUAUUGUUUAUGAGGAUGGUGCUAUAAUCGUUGGCUCCGUGGAUGGAAAUCGUAUAUUUGGCAAGGAGCUAAAGAAUACACAUCUUAGUGGAGUACAAUGGAGUCCAGACAAUCGGUUAAUACUCUUUGCCUUGGCCAAUGGCGAGUGUCAUUUGUACGAUAAUCAGGGUAACUUUGCGAUGAAGCUGGUCAUUAAAUGCAUUACUCCGGGCAGCUCAACGGGACGCGUGCAUCGCAUUGCCAGCAUCAGUUGGUUCAGUGGUCGUCCUGCCAACAAUCGCAAUCGUCCUGUCUUGGCUAUCUGCUAUGAGAAUGGCAAGGUGCAAAUAAUGCGCAAUGAGAACGACGAUGUACCUGCCAUCUUUGAUACGAACAUGAGGAAUGUGGAUGCCAAGUGGAAUCAUGAUGGCAGCGUCUUGGCAAUUUGUGGCACAUCUCUAGAGGCUGCCACACCAUUGCGAGAUACCAACCAGGUCUGCUUCUACUCUCCUCUAGGCAGGCUCUAUCGCACCCUAAAGGUGCCUGGCAGUGACAUCACCUCGCUCAGCUGGGAGGGUAAAUCUCUGAGGAUCGCCAUGGCCGUGGAUUCGUUUAUUUAUUUUGCCAACAUUCGACCCGAUUACAUUUGGUGUUACUUUGAGAAGACUGUGGUGUUUCUCAACAGCAGCAACCACAGUGGCAGCAGCACCACAAGCAGCUCCACUGUCACUCCCAUGAAUGUCAUCACAUUCUGGAACACAGUCUCAAAUCAGAGUUUCCUUAAGGAAGUGGAACCCACACUUUGUUUGGCGGCCAGCAAUGAACAUUGUGUUCUGGGCGUGGAAUGUGUCAGCAGCAACAUCAAGGAGAUUGCUCUCAGCACACUGGAAGGACGCACUAGCUCAUCGCAGGACGAUAGAGUCUAUCAGUUGCUACUCUGCAACUCAAUUGGCACCACUGUCGACUCUAAAUAUACGGACAUCAAGCCUCGCUUUGUGGGCAUCAAUUCCGGCUAUGUGGCGAUUGCUUCUUACGAUGAGAUACUUAUCUGGCACUAUCAUACUCCUAAGAGUUCUUCUAAUCUGCAUGGCGUUAAAGCCCGCAAGGAGAAGCGCUUUCAUAUUGAUGACACGCCCACAGGCGUAGAGUUGGCCAAGGAUCUGCUGCAAGGACAACAGCGUCGCGUCAACGAUCCCAUCUGUGCUCUGGCCCUGUCGGAGAAGCUACUCCUGGUGGCCCGUGAGUCGGGAGUCAUCAAUGAGUACAGCGUGGCCAAUGUGGCACUGAGAAAUCGUCACACUCUACACUCCAAAGUCCACAAGAUUGCCAUCAAUUGUAAUUCCACUCGUGCGGCGAUUAUUGAUCAUGUUGGUGUCAUGACACUCUUGGAACUGGAUGACAAUCGGGAGACACAGCUGAAUUUCAGUCGAGUGGAGCGCAAGGAUGUCUGGGCUGUUAGCUGGGCCAAGGACAAUCCUCUGCUGUUGGCCCUGAUGGAGAAGACACGCAUGUACAUAUUCCGUGGCAAUGAUCCCGAGGAGCCCAUCUCCUGUUCCGGCUACAUAUGCACCUUUGAGGAUCUGGAGAUCACCAGCGUGCUCUUGGAUGAUAUUAUAAGCAUUGGUGAACUGCAGAAUUCAUCGCAUCUGAUACAGUUGCGCGUAAAGUCGCUGCGUGAUACGGAUGAUCUCUUGGAGCAUGUGGGUCUGGAGGAUGCCAAGCAAUUUAUAGAGGAUAAUCCGCAUCCACGUUUGUGGCGACUGUUGGCAGAGUCGGCACUCAAAAAACUGGAGCUCAAUACGGCGGAAAAUGCCUUUGUGCGUUGUGCAAAUUAUCCGGGCAUCAAGUUGAUCAAAAGGUUGCGUAAUAUUAAUUCCCAGAUCCUGCAGCGUGCAGAGAUUGCCGCCUUCUAUGGCGAAUUCGACGAGGCCGAAAAACUCUAUAUGGAUGCUGAUCGCAGGGAUCUGGCUAUUGAUCUGCGCAUGACACUUUGCGACUGGUUUCGUGUGGUGCAACUUUAUCGCAUGGGUGGUGCUGGUGUCUCGGAUCAGCAAAUGGAAACCGCCUGGCGUGAAAUUGGACAUCACUUUGCCAAUCUCAAGUCUUGGGAAAGCGCCAAGGAAUACUAUGAAAAGUCACAUUAUCUGGAGGGUUUCAUGGAAUCUCUCUAUCACAUGGAACAGUUUGAUGAGCUGGAAAAGUGUGUCGAUAAGUUGCCGGAAAAGAGUCCUUUGUUGACCAAACUUGCCGAAAUGCUGGUCUCAGUGGGCAUGUGUUCGGAAGCUGUGCAGGCUUAUCUCAAAUUUGGCGAUCAAAAAGCCGCCGUCAAUGCGUGUGUUAAUCUGCGUCAAUGGGGUCAGGCCGUGGAGUUGGCCCAGAAGUUCCAGAUGCCGGAGGUAAAUGCGCUGCUCAGCAAACACGCAGCACAGCUCUUAAAUGAGGGACGCCUCCCGGAGUCCAUAGAGUUGCAACGCAAGGCGGGAAGAUUUCUGGAUGCGGCACGUUUGCUCUGCAAAUUGGCCGAACAGGAAGUGGAACGACGUGCUCCAUUGCUGCGCAUCAAGAAGAUCUAUAUACUGGCUGCACUCCUGGCUGAGGAUCAUCUGAAGUCAGUGGUCACGGCGCAGUUGGAUUAUGCCAUCGAUCGGAAUACUCUGCUGGACUCCAUUAGCUUGGAGGAUGCUGCCUGCAUUGAGCGUAUUUGGCAUUGUGCGGAAGCUUAUCAUUAUAUGCUCCUCGCCCAAAGACAGCUGCGAUUUGGGAUUAUGCACAGUGCGGUGGUGACAUCUUUGCGUUUGAGGGAUUACGAUGAUGUCCUGCCCGUGGAGGAUAUUUACAGUCUCUUGGCUUUGGCCAGUUGUGCGGAUAGAUCCUUUGACACCUGCUCCAAGGCAUUUAUGAAACUGGAAUCUCUCGACUUUCUGCCCGAAAAGACACAGCAGGAGUACGAAGAGCUGGCGGUUAAUAUAUUUUCCAAAAAUGAACCCGAGGAUCAUAAAGUUGAUACUGUCACCUGCUACGGAUGUGCGGAAAAUGUGCCCGAUAAUUUACCAUCGUGCAUGGAAUGCGGCGCUCGUUUUCCAGGUUGCAUCUCCUCUGGGAAACCCAUAACUCAACCCACCAGCAAUAUUUGGAUAUGUUCGACUUGCCAUCACUGUGCCUCGCCCAUGGAGAUAACACGGCAUCGAACAUGCCCCUUGUGUCACAGCCAAAUUGCUGCGCUCACUGUGGGAAUAUAAACUAAUUUAAUUAAAUACAAUAAUAAAAAUUUUUUUUAAAUUUAAA
Drosophila innubila is the source of this 3658-nucleotide messenger RNA. RefSeq names its product WD repeat-containing protein 35 (gene Oseg4). Gene Ontology annotation, cellular component: intraciliary transport particle A; non-motile cilium. The record is from RefSeq and is a predicted model, not a curated record. NCBI's taxonomy places the organism in Eukaryota, Metazoa, Arthropoda, Insecta, Diptera, Drosophilidae. Gene Ontology annotation, molecular function: protein binding. The coding region runs from base 1 to 3612 and encodes 1203 amino acids. Gene Ontology annotation, biological process: non-motile cilium assembly; intraciliary retrograde transport; protein localization to cilium. The transcript is spliced from 11 exons.